Leptopilina heterotoma is the source of this 10470-nucleotide messenger RNA. Its product is annotated as serine-rich adhesin for platelets. Bases 1295 to 9682 code for a protein of 2795 amino acids. The record is from RefSeq and is a predicted model, not a curated record. The transcript has 5 exons. NCBI's taxonomy places the organism in Eukaryota, Metazoa, Arthropoda, Insecta, Hymenoptera, Figitidae.
AAAAUUUACAAUUCAGAAAAGAAAAAAAAAUUUCUUUAUUUAAAAUUAAAAGAAGUUUAUUUACUUCUCGCUAUUAUCGAGUAGAUAAUCUUAAAAUUCCUUUUUCUCUCCUCUUGCAGUUGGUUAUUUUCGUUUUUCAAAAUACUAAAGGACUGUUAGUUCUAGGUACUCAAUAAAUUUCACUCUUCUUCAGUUUCUUCUGGUAGCCAGUUAAGGGUACCUACUUUGCUGUGUUUAUCUCGAAUUCGCCUUAGUGUAAGUCGCGUGAUUUACAAGAAGAAAACGAUGAUGACGAAGAAAAAGGGGAAAAAAAGAAGAAAUAGAGGAAGAAGUAGAAGAAAAAGAGUGAGAAAGAGAGGAAAAAGAGUGAGAAAGGGUGAGAAAGAGAAGAAAAAGAGGAAAAAAAGUGGAAGAAAAAGAAGAAAACGAAAAAGGAAAAAAAGAAAGACAAGAGCCAAAGUGUAUGUACUACGCUCUAGGAGUAAACGAAGGAAGGGAAUAUAUACAAGUAACUUCUUCUUCUUCUUCUCUUCUUUUCUCUUCUACUGUAAGGUCGCUACCCUUGGAGCAGUAGCAAGGUCAACCGCAAUAUCGUUGGAUCGCAGAACGCUCCCGUCUUUUUUAAAGAGGCUCUCUCUCUCCCGUGUCAGAGAGACUGUCAUGAGACACACAUUCUAUAUUGAAUCGCGGUGAAUAACACACAUCUAGUGAGGUGCAAGUGGGUGAUGAAGUAGAAGACGAAGAAGAAGAAGAAGAAGAAGCAAAGAGUGUGAUUGUGAGUGUGGGGGAGUCAAAAUCAUCAAGUUUAACACGUGUCUCCCUUAUUUUUUUCCAUCAUUUUUAAACAAUUUGUUUUCAUCUUCUUCCUAUCAUCAAAUUAUUCUGUGUUUCAGUUUCUUUUAAAUUUAUCUCCUUUUUCUUCAGUUAAUAUAAUUAUAUUUCUUCAAUUUCUUCAAUCUUCUUUUUCUUCAGUUAUAAAUAUUUCUUCUUCAGUUAUUAUCAAAAAAGAAAGAAUCUUUUUCGUUAGUUAUAAAUAUAUCUUCUUCUUCAGUUACAAAUAUAUCUUUUUCUUCAAUUAUUAAUAUAUCUUCUUCUACAAUUACAAUUAUAUCUUCUAUUGCCUCAGUUUUAAAUGUACCUUCGUCGAACAAUAUAAUUUUGAGCAAUAGUCAGACGAAUUUUUUUGGGGAAAAUUUCUUUUUUUUACCGAAUGCACAUAAUGGAAAACUUUUCAUGAGAACGUGAAAUCAAAAGGAUCUGAAAUUCAAAUAGAAGAAUAAUAUUCCGGUAAAAAAUGAAGAAACCACAUCGAUGUAUACUAUUGGCAUUUAUAGUCUGGGUAAACUUGAAAGAAUCUUUUAGUUUACCGGUACCUGAAGAUGAGUUGGACACUUCGACAAGAUUACUUGGUUCCAGCGUUGUAACGUCCGUAUCAAUUGUCUCUGGAAAUGAAAAAAUUGGUGGCAGCAUUUUACAAAGUAGGAAAGCUAUUCCUGGAUUUGAUCUUCCACCAUCGCCCGGAGGACUUUUGAGACCAGAUAGAUUUCAAUUUUACACCCUCAACAAAAAUGGUGAAGUUGUCACUAAACAAAUGACGGAAAAGGAAAUUCAAACACUCAUUGCUGCCGGUGGCGGGCAUUUUCCAACGGAAAUUCACGAAUCACAGACUGCUGGAAUUGUCCCAACUUCCGGCAUGAAGGUUGCAGACGUGGUUCAAAAUGUGCAAAACGUCCUCAAAGGUGAACUAAGUAAACCAACAACAGUGAUGACAUCAGUGCCAACAAUUCCCGGCCAUGCAACCGACGAAUGGAGCAGUAUUCUCCCAUCAAUCUUAGCCGGAGACAUGGAAACACAAUCGAUAGCAAUUCCAGAUUCCGAACUAACGGAACUGAAAAAUAACGCACCCGUUUACCAAACAGAAGAAAAACCCCAAAUUGCAUCCAAUCCAAAUGAAUCAAAAUUCAACAACACUCCAACGAAGGAUAUUGCAAAUACUCCCAAACCAAUUGAGAAUCAAUUCAAAAAACCCGAAUUUACUUCUGUUCCUGGUGCUGCUCAGUACGAGGCAAUCAAUACCCCAAGUACCAUGAGACCGGAAAAAUUGUCUCCAAAACCACCCAGACCGGAUUUAGAGAAUACUUUCAGCAAGAGACCAGUUCAAGGAAUGAAUCAAGGAAUACAUCAAGGAAUAAAUCAAGGAAUGAAUCAAGGAACAAAUCAAGGAACGAAUCAAGGAACAAAAUUAGAAGAAACGGUUGAGAACAAACCGCUCAAGAAUAAACCAUCCCAAACUGUUACUGUACCAACCAAAAGACCGUACAAUCCGCCUUCUUCUUCUCCAGCUCCGGAGAAAUUUAACAAGACACCAAAUCCUUUGAGAACUACCAAGAGACCCUACUAUACCUACCGACCUGAAUUCCCUCCAGUUUCUUAUUCCGAAAUUCCGAUGAUUCCCGUCCAUGUAAUCACUGCUGAUCAGAUAAUGACAUCAACGGCCCAAUACCAAAAGGAUACGGCCCCAGUUUUUCAGGUUUUGAAUACAAUUUCCGCCGAGGCUGCAACGAAUGCUACGAAAAUUGUCCAAGAUCAGAGCAAGCAUUCGUAUCCUGCCUACAAGCCGGAUAAAUUUGUGGAAAAGUUCACUAGCGAGAGGCCAAAGACAACACUACCGCAGGUCAUCAUUUCCGAAACGAGUCUCUAUACAAAACUUCCAGAUUUAGUGACAGUUGCUACCAAAGCAGAACCGAUCAAAGUUACGACCAGCAAACAACCGAGUAAAUUUGCCACUACUAUUAAACCGGAAGUAAAGACAACUGUUGCCAUGAAGCAACAGACGAAUCAAUCGUUAGGUGAUAAGUUGUCAGUUUCGAAUGAACCAACUUCGAUUAAACCAGUUUCGAAUAAACCAGUAUCGGACGAAUCAGUUUCAGAUGAAUCAGCUUCGAACGAAUCGGUUUCGAACGAAACUGACAAUCCUAUCGAGUCCCUUAAAGGAGUAACCAAACCAGAUAAACCGACAGACUCCUUUAAUUUGGAUAAAACAUCCACGACAGUGGACGUAACGACCGAGGUUAUCGACUCCGGGUCGACGAUCGGAUCCGUAACAACAAAUCCAUUAUUAGAGACGAGAGAAACACCGGAUUUUGAAUUAAAAACGACAUUUAAGUACGAAUACAAAACACCGUUGUACGAAACAAAAACAACCGAAUUUUUGGAGACAAAAGCAACCACAGAAACCUAUCUCUACGAGUCGAAGACAACCGAAACUUUCGACGAAACAUACUCGAAACCACUGACAGAUAUUCCCGAAACAACUGAUUCUGAUUUUACCAACAAAGAAACCUUUGUAUCCCUAAUUCCUCUGGAUCUAAAGGAAAAUAAGGUAAAUUCGCCCGAAACGUCAGCUAUCGAAAAAAUCAUCGAAACCCUGCACCAUCCCACGGAGAGUAAAUUCGGAGCAUCUAUCCUCGACACCAACAAUCAAGAAAUGGAAUUUUCGACUAAUUUCCGAAUUAGUGAUGAUGAUAGCUCAACAACUGUAAAUUCGUUUACGAUUGAAGAGGACGGUGGAAGUAGUACUGAGAGUGGCACUGGAAGAAUCACUGAAAGUAUAACUGGAAGUAUUACUGGAAGUAUCUCUGGAAGUAAAUUCUCUACUGUCCCUACUUUGAUGAACAAUGACGACUCCGUGGAAUUGACAACCAAACCUUACGAACCACUACCAACUGAAUUGGCCGAUUCCCUAUCGAGCAUGAUUUCACAGAUAUCCGAAGCUGUACCAUCAUUGGUAUCGCAAAAUUCCCUCCUUACUGAAGAGCCGCUUUUGGACGAUUCGAACACAAUUGCUGAUUUGAAUACCGAAUCAUCCAGAGUCACGCAGGAUUUACUUGGUUUUGAGACAACAUUCUACAAACAUGCCAAUGUCGACAUUAGUGCAGCAACAGUUCGCAUGGAAGAUAGUACCGAAAAAUUGAACAAUUUCGCUUCGACCUCGAGACCCGAUUUGGAGAAUUCUUCAGUCGUUUCGGAUUCUUUUGUGACUUUGGUCCCUUCUUUGAAUUCUGAAGGUUCCUCUGCAUCAUCUUCUGCUUCUUCUACUGUCUCUCCUUCAUCAUCAUCAUCAUCAUCAUCUUCUUCUUCUUCGAAAAUUACUUCUUCAGUAUUGUCUUCAUCAAGUUCGUCAGGUUCAUCAGGUUUAUCAACUUCAUCAGUUUCUCAAGCUUCCCCAGUAGCCUCAUCGACAAUAUCUCCAACGACUUCAUUGUCAUCCUCUUCAUCAAUUUCAACAGUUUCAGCAACAUCAUCAGUUCCAGAAAAUGCAACACCAACAGUAGUUUCAGCCUCUUCAUCAGCCUCUUCAGUUCCAGCGACAACUUCCGUGACAUCUCCUAAAGAUUCGUCGACAGAAAACGUGAAAUUAUCACUACUAUCAUCAUCAUCAAUGACGGAAAAAUUAACCAAAGACAGUAAUAAACCUUCUGAAGAAAAUGACCAAAUUCCUCAAGGAGAUGAAUCUCACAAAACAUCAUCUAUUGAUACGACCGAGAGGCCAAUAAUUCGAGUGGAUGUUACCGAAUCUGGAAGCACAAAACAUGGUGAUGAUGAAAAGAAUGGAAGUACUGAAUCAUCAGUCAUUAGGAUACAGAUGGCGGAUGCAGUUUCGAUGAUCAACAACCUUCUGGAAACGGCACCAACCCAAACGACAGCCUCCUACAUUUCUCUCACUCUACCAGAUUUCGAAAAUAGUCCAUCGAAUCUCAUUGGAAGUGGUCUUGUUGCUGGAUUCCAUUCGAAAAACGAGACCAACUUCGUUCCAGUUAAACUUCAAAGUGAACCAAUUCGAUCCACGCCAAUUCCGUUAAUUAACAAUGAAGGGGCAAAGAAUAAAAUUACUCAAACGACAAACAAAAUUCAAGAGUCACAUAAAACUGAUUCUGACACGAAAACUAAAACUAAAGAAAGUGGAACAAAAAAUACAGGGAAUAAAAUUAAAAACUCUGAAGAAAAGAAGGAAGAUAAAUUAACAGAGAUAAAACUGGAAAAUAGAGAUGAAACUAAAAAUUCAGAAGGGAAGAUCAAAAAUCCCGCGGAGAAAAUCAAACUUGAAGAGAGAAUAGAAGAGCGUGAGGACAAUGUGCAAAUUAGCGAAGAAAUAAAAAAAGAAGUGGCAACAAAAAAUACGGAGUCGAUCAAAAAUGAAGAAAAGAUCAAAACCACUGUAAAUAAAAAAGGACCUAUCAAAAAUACUGAACAAAAUAAAGAGAAAAUAACAGGCACCGAAGAAAUUAAGGAGGAAAAAAUUAAAAAUACCCAGGAAGAGAAAAAGGGAGAUAAAGUGAAGAUAACCGAAGAAAUGAAGAAGGGGGACAAAAUCAAGAAUACCGAAACGAAAAUAGAAGAUAUAGUUAAAAAUAGCGAAGAAAUGAAGAAGGGGGAUAAAGUCAAGAGUACUGAAGAAGCAAAUAAAGAAGAUAAAAUCAAGAAUAACGAAGAAGCGAAGGAGGACAAUAAAGUCAAAAGUACUGAAGAAACGAAGGUGGAAAAUAAAAUCAAAAAUACCGAAGAAACUAACAAGGAUGAAAUCAAGAAUACCGAAGAACCAAAGAAAGAAAAUAAGGUCAAAAAUACUGAAGAAGCGAAUAAGGUAAAUGUUAACAGUACCGAAGUAGCGAAAAAAGAAGAUAAAGUUAAGAAUUCCGAAGAAGCAAACAAGGAAGAUAAAGUUCAGAAUACUGAAGAAGCAAAUAAGGAAAACAAAGUUCAGAAUACCGAAGAAAUUAACAAGGAAGAAAUCAAGAAUACCGAAGAAGAUAAAAUCAAAAACACCGAAGAAGUAAAGAAAGAAGAGAAAAUCAAAAACUCCGAAGAGAUGAAGAAAGAAGAGAAAAUCAAGAAUUCCGAAGAGCUAAAGAAAGAAGAUAAGAUACAAACUGAAGAAGUAAAAUUACAAGAGAAAAUAAAGAAUGAUGAGGUGAAGAAAGACCAACAGAUUCAAAUUUCCGAUAACGAUAAGGAAAGUACAGAUAAAGACCAAAUUCCCUCGGCUAAUAAUAAAAUUUCCACUUCAUCAUUACCAGCAGAAAAAAUAAUUGAUUUGAAUCUAGAAAAAACGACAGUCAAUUCUGAAACGAAGACACCAACAGAGAAACCGCAACAAACAUCUGAAGUGAAUUUCAAAACGACGAUUUCUGAUAAAAUUGACGUUACCACUAAAAAGAGUGUAAUUGAAGAGAAUGUUACUCCAACAUCUGUUCCAUUACUGCAGACUGCAACAAUGUCAACUGUCAAGAAACCCAAUUUGGAACAAACGCCAACUAAGAAUACAAAUUCAGAAAAAGAAAGUCUGGAAAAAUUGGAGAAUGCGACUAAUAAUGUUGUGACUAGUACUCCUAAAUCGAGUAUAAAAAUACCAACAACGACAGCAACAAAAAUGCCAACGAAAAUAGUGGCGACGACAAUGAAAUCGAAUGUAGAAAGUAUUGUUACUACUUCUAAGCCUCCUGUUGUUGAACCAUUGAAAGUGGCCACGCAGACUGGGAAUAAAACUAGAAAACCAGAAGUGCCUGUAGUUCGAAUUGAUCUAAGUCCAGAAACAAAUCAAUUGCCAUCGAAGUUUUCAGAUCCAAUUAUUGUAAAUCAACACGAGAAACUACCAAAACCAAUCACUAAUUUACAUCACCAAGACUCUGAGACUGACAAAAAAGCGACUACCCUCAGCAAUAAUCAUCAAAUCGUCAAUGAUGAAAAAUUAAAAAGAGUCGAUACCACAACACCCGUCAGUGUUGAUCAAACAAAGAAACCACCUCCCGAAAGUCAGGAAUUACGAAUUCAAGUAAAUGACACAGCAGUAAAAGUAUCAAAAAUACCAUCAACAAUGAUCAUGUUAAAUGAGACGAAAGUCAGUGACAACAAACAGACAAUUAAAAUUGACUCCUCAUCGAAAAUUGUCGAAACAUCAAAAAACACCACACUCACUCAAACAUCAUCAGACGAUAAGAAAAUGGUUAUUGUCAACACCACGCAAACGGAUAAAGUACUUGAGGACAUGAUUCCAAUCGGAUUCACCGCAAAACCAAUCGAUCAGACCAUGGAAAAUGCCUACAAUAAACUUGGCGAAUUUAUCAACACAAAACCGUUGACAUCAUCGAAAAAGAAUGUCACUAAUUUUGCUGCCAGACCGUCGAAUAAUGGUAAUAAGGUUACAAAACCUGGAAGACCUUCGGAAGGGUCAUUCAAACCGGUUGGUGAAUUAAAACCUGGUUUUGAGUCUAAUUCUAGACCGUCGAAUCAAGCAGGAGGGGGAUUAAGACCUUCGUCAGGGUUUGGUUCUUCAAGACCAGGGGAAACUGAUGCAUUACCAGGUCAAGUAGGUUUUGGUGGAUUACGACCACCGUCGGGUUCUUUUGCUGCGAGACCAGGGGAAACUGAUGCAUUACCAGGUCAAGUAGGAUUUGGUGGAUUAAGACCAUCGUCGGGUUCUUUUGCUGCGAGACCAGGACAAACGGGAGCGGUACAAUCGGGACCAGGACAAACAGGAGCAGUGCAAUCGGGGCCAGGACAAACAAGACCAGGGCAAAUGGGACCAGCACAAUCGGGACUUUCGCAGUCAGGACCUAAUGGACUAAGACCAUCUUCGGGAUCUUCUUCAAGACCAGCACAAUCAGGACCAAUUCAGUCAAGACCAGCACAAUCGGCACCUAGUGGAAAGCCUCAAUCCGGUUCUUCUUCAAGACCAUCUGGAGCUUCUCCUUCAAGACCGGUAGAUGCACCCGGAUCGUCACAAUUUGCGCCUAAUGGAUUAAGACCCUCCUCUUCUUCUAGACCAUCAGAUACAUUAGCAUCACAUCCAUUAGCAUCGCAAACAUUAGCUUCGCAUCCAUUAGAUACACCACAUCUAGUAGAUCAGUACUCAGGACCCAGUACUUUCAGACCACAAUCAGGCUCAGUCCACUCAAGACCAUCCGCAACCACAACAGCACCACAAUUCUCAGCGUCAAGUGCCUUCAGACCAUCGACAAAUGGCAAUUUAAACAACAAACCAGGCUUAGUUCCAACAAAACCAAGUUUCCCAUCAAAAGGUCGGCCCACCUCUCAUGAGCCAUUAACCCACAAGCCAACUGAACCAACUAGAGUCAAAAAACCCGACGAGAAUCUAACAGACGAAAAGUGGGCUCUCAUCCCUCAGCCAAAUACAUCAGGAACAAAACUUCCAAAACCGGUACCAACGAAACAAUCGGCAACAACAACCAACACCAAAAAUCAGCAUACGCAUGUAUCGCUGGACAGUUCCCAAAGUGCGCUUGGCCUCGAUGCGAGUAUCAGAAACCUGGAACCGGACGUCAUUUACUUCUCGAAUUUAUGCAAUGAAUUGGCAUUCAGUUUUUGGAGUGCUGCCAACAAGGGUCUUAGUACAACCCGAUCUUUGGUGCUGUCACCAUUCGGCAUGACAAGUCUGUUAGCUAUGGUCUUUCUGGGAGCACGGGGACCAACGUCGAAUGAAAUGAACGAUGUUCUAAAACUUGACGACGUAGCAACAUUCAAUCCUCAUUUGGUAUUCCAAAACGUCACCGACACUGUCAGUCUAUCAAGAAAACAGGGAAUCGCAAACGCCGCCUUUGUUCGCGAACUAUUCGCCGAUAAAUCCAAAGUCGGUAAAUUGAUGCCUUUCUACAAGAAGCAGGCACAACAGUUCUAUGAGGGUUUCGUUGAGGAGGUGAAUUUCCAUGCCAUCAAUGACAUCGUCAAACGGCGAACAAAUCUUCUAAUCAGAAAACAAACGGACAGUAGAAUCAAGGACUUUGUCAGGACAAAUACAGUAGGUUUACGACCACCAUUAGCGGCACUGUCGGCGAAUGUUUUCCAAACCGAGUGCGGUGGUGCUAGUUCCGAAGGACGAGAUGGCGAAUUGUAUUUCUCAGUGUCGCCUGCUAUUAGACAGCGACAAUUGGUGCGCGUUCCGGCGACACUUUGGAAAUCGGGUGUCCUUGCUGGUUAUGAGCCAAGUUUAGACGCGACUGCAAUUGCUUUGGGUGGAAUUGAAAAAUUGGUGUCGACAAUAUUUGUCAUUCCUGGUCAACAAGGCCACAUGGCACAGGGCGACAAUUUGGAUAAUCUCGAGCAAAGACUGAUGCGAGGCGCUCAAAAUGAUGGAGCCUGGGAGAAAUUACUGAAAGUUUUGAUACCGCGAGCAUCAUUGGAACUGCAGGUACCGAAAUUCAGUCAUCGUUCAAUUGUCAAUGCAACUGCCGCACUGAAACGAAUGGGACUCGGUGAACUCUUCUCCAAGCAUGCCGAUCUCAAGGGAAUCAAUGGAAUUGGCCACGAUUUGCAUUUAGCUGAUGUUCUCCAGAUGAACCUAUUCAGCACAUGUGGCGAUGAGAAUAUAUCAAUUGGCCGACAUCACAUGGAAACAUAUCCGGAACCACCGAUGAGGAAUUAUCGGAAAAUCACCGAAUCUGAAGAUAACAAUUCCGAUGAGUUGAGAGAAGAUAAUAUUCUCUUCGAGGAAUCGCUUCUAAAACCAUUGGACGACGAUGAAUGGAGGACAGGACGAAAAAAUGAAAUCUCAGAAAAACCGAAACUCAAAUUAGACAGGCCUUUCCUCUAUUUUGUACGACACAAUCCAACAGGUUUAAUUUUACACAUGGGAAGAUUUAAUCCUAGAAUUACGGAAAAAACGUAAUUUAAAAAAUUCAUUUCUUUAAUUUAAUCAAAAAGAGUUCAAAAAUUAUUUUGAACUUUUAGUUGAAAGGAACAAUUUCUAUAUGUCGAUAUUUAAAUAAUCGUCUUUUUAUAUAUUCUUAAAAUCGAUUUUAUUCUUAUUUAAUUUCUUGAUUUUGAGGAAAGAAUUUAAAAAAUAGGAAAAUCGUUCCUUUUUAUUGCAAUACACAAAUGUAUAAAAUAUAAAUUCUAAACAAUUAAUUUUUGAAAAUCGAUUCAAUUAUUUUUUUCUUAAAUCUUCGAGUCGAUUUUUAUUUUAGGAAUUUUUAUUUAUUCUCUCGACACGUGAUCGGAACGUACAUUGCACUUUUUUUUCUUCGUGCAAUCUUUCUAAUUACGUGACGAUCUUGAUUCAAAAAAAAAAAAAAAAAAUGAGAUUGAAGGAAUGUCCAAACAAAAUAUUUUGAAGUCUUGUUUUUGUGUUUAUAUCUUCAUAGUGGGAAAAGUAACAUAGUACUCUAUUAAUUUUUGAAGCAAUAAUUUACCAAAAUCUCGAAUUUAAUUAUUAAAAAUAAAAUUAGACCCUCUUAAUUAUUUUUCUUAAUUCAUUAAAUUUGAAUUUCGCGCCAUUAUAAUUCUGUAAAAUUCCGUCCAGAUGGCAUGAAAGUUCUCUCAUAAACGGUGUAUAAAUACCACUGACUAUUAGGUAUAAAUUUUAUUGUUGAUUGAAAAUUAUUUUUUCUUAACAUUUUUCCAUAAUUUUUUUUAUAUUUAAUUUAAAUUUACUUUUUCAUAAUAUUUUUCCAUAAU